Messenger RNA from Cladophialophora yegresii CBS 114405, 585 nucleotides. RefSeq lists its product as uncharacterized. The coding region runs from base 1 to 585 and encodes 194 amino acids. Lineage: Eukaryota; Fungi; Ascomycota; Eurotiomycetes; Chaetothyriales; Herpotrichiellaceae. The record is from RefSeq and is a predicted model, not a curated record. Gene Ontology annotation, biological process: proteolysis. Gene Ontology annotation, molecular function: deNEDDylase activity; cysteine-type peptidase activity. The transcript has 2 exons.
AUGUCGUUCAUGCUCAUGCAGACGCCAGACCCACGAACCAUCAAGGACGCCCUGCCCGAUUUCACAAACGUCACGCACAUUUUCCUGCCGAUAAACGACAACCCCACGGCCUCUGUCGCCGAGGGCGGCACGCACUGGUCGCUCCUCCUCGUCUCGGUCGUCGACGGCGUGGCCUUCCACUACGACAGCAUGCCGCCGGGCAACCAAAACGAAGCACACUACGCGAGCCAGAAGCUGAGCAGGCUGAUCAAUCGGCCCCUGCGGUUCAUCAAUCUGAGUGAUUCGCCCCUGCAGGACAACGGCAGCGACUGUGGCGUGUUUGUCUGCCUGAACAUGCGCCACCUGUUGCUCAAGAGGCUGUUGAUGGUCCGGACGGACAACAAAGUGAGCAUGUCACUGGGAGGGAGGACCGUCGAUGCCGCGGCGGGACGUAAAGAAAUGCUCAAGAUCAUCGACGAGUUCCGGCGCGAAGGGGAGCGCAGGCGGAGUAUCAGCAACUCGCCGCAUCCGGGGCGCAAGAGCAGGAGUCCGCCGCGGAUCGAUAGUCCCGGGGCGAAUAGGAGUAAGAGUCCGAGGCAUGGAUAG